GGCAUUCCUCUCUGCUCCCACCUCUCCCUUGUCCUCAGGCUGAAAGCCGCGGCCUCGUGACCUGUGUGCUGCAGCGGGUCAGGACGAGUCCUCCUGGGCCGUCUUGGGUCUUGACAUCUCAGCAGGGCCAUGGCGACCCCAGAUGUGAGCGUCCACAUGGAGGAGGUUGUGGUUGUGACGACUCCAGACACCGCAGUCGACGGCAAUGGUGUGGAAGAGGUGAAGACCGUGUUGGUGACAACCAACCUGGCCCCUCAUGGUGAAGAUGGCUGAAGAGGGGGAGCACCUGGAGGCGGAGGUCGUGUACCCCAUCACCUGCGGGGACAGCAGGGCCAACCUGAUCUGGAGGAAGUUCGUGUGCCCUGGCAUCAACGUGAAGUGUGUCCAGUAUGACGAGCAUGUGAUCAGCCCGAAGGAGUUCGUGCACCUGGCGGGGAAGUCCACGCUGAAGGACUGGAAGAGGGCCAUCCGCAUGAACGGCAUCAUGCUCAGGAAGAUCAUGGACUCAGGGGAGCUGGACUUCUACCAGCACGACAAGGUCUGUUCUAACACCUGCCGCAGCACCAAGAUCGACCUCUCGGGGGCCCGCGUGGCCCUGAGCAGCCCGGCCUCAGCCGAGUACAUCCCCCUCACGCCCGCCACGGCUGACGUGAACGGGUCUCCCGCAACCAUCACCAUAGAGACCUGCGAAGACCCCGGUGACUGGACCGUGGCCAUCGGAGAUGACGCGUUUUCCUUCUGGCGGGGGCUGAGGGAUGCCGGGCUGCUGGAUGAGGUCAUCCGGGAGUUCCACCAGGAGCUGGUGGAGACCAUGCGCGGCCUGCAGCAGCGGGCCCGCGACCCGCCCCUGCAGCUCCGAGAUGCCGUGCUCCUCAACAACAUCGUGCAGAGCUUCGGCAUGCUGGACCUGGUGAAGAAGGUGCUGGCUGGCCACAAGUGCCAGGUGGACCGCUCUCGGGAGCAGUACGCCCGGGACCUGGCAGCCCUGGAGCAGCAGUGUGACUAGCACCGGCGGCGCGCCACGGAGCUCAAGCACAAGUCGCAGCACCUCAGCAACGUGCUCAUGACGCUGGCGCCCGUCUCCCUGCCGCCCCCCGCAAAGCGGCCCCGGCUCGCGAGG
Tupaia belangeri chinensis (Chinese tree shrew) is the source of this 1120-nucleotide messenger RNA. It is a transcript of the gene GMEB2, whose product is annotated as glucocorticoid modulatory element binding protein 2. The record is from RefSeq and is a predicted model, not a curated record. Gene Ontology annotation, molecular function: RNA polymerase II cis-regulatory region sequence-specific DNA binding. Gene Ontology annotation, biological process: regulation of transcription by RNA polymerase II. Gene Ontology annotation, cellular component: nucleus. Lineage: Eukaryota; Metazoa; Chordata; Mammalia; Scandentia; Tupaiidae.